AUGAAGAUCAAAAAGACACCAUCCAAAAAGCUCGCCCCAGUACCACGUCCUCUUAGCAAUGUGAUUGAAAGUCUCGAGCAUGACCCAGAAGACCAGAUUUCAGUGAAUGCAGCAAAGCUCAAAGACUGGCCCUAUCCACGAGGAGACCUCUUCCAUUGGGUGCCAGUGCUUAAUCGAUUCGACAGUAUCUUACAACGCGUCGUGGAUGAAUAUGAUCUCAAACAAGUCCAGUCGCGACCUUUUGAUGCAGCUACAAAGGACGUCCUCGUCGCUAUCACAGAAGUCUCCAAGACCCUCUUUGAGUACUGUACAAAUCGCAACAUUUACAACUCUUAUGAACAUAUGAAUGCACUUGUCAAUACGACUGACAUUGAUGUACUGGUGAAUGUCUUACGAUUCAUGCUGCGCCCCGCUCAGCGUGUGAACAAUCCCCGAGCUGUGCGAUCCACAUUUGCUACGCCGCAGGAUAGAAUUAUUCAACUUGCCCAUCGAUGGAGCACCCAUGCUGAUUAUGUCGAUAUUUGUCGAGAUUCAUUCGAGAUCAACGAGGAUAUGACAACAGCUCGUCUUCGAUUCUAUCGCACACAAGAUGAUAAACAUGAUGAUGACAAUGACCAACAACAACAACAACAACAACAACAGCCAUCAGCUAGCAGCAACAAUGGCGGCGGAGAUCGUACCGAGGGAAUGCACGUCAUUGUGGAACAACUUGGCUCAUCUUCAAACACUGAUUCACAAGACUUACAAGAACUGGUCAAGCAGCACGAUAUACCAAAAGAAUACCAAUUUGAGCUCGCCAACCAGAUUCGUAUUGCAAAACAUAUCGCCAAUCCCGUCUCAAGGAGGAAACUCUUGCUCGUUCGGAUAUUGGCAAUCGCUAUCAUGGCACACACCUUAUCAGAGACGACGGCACAAACCAAGGUCUUUUUAUAUGAGCCCCAUUUAAUCACCAACUUGGCCGAUUUGGUUCGUCCUGACAAAGAGAUGCCAUUUGAUAUACAAACAUACGCUCUUUGUGCUCUUGAUGGCAUUGCAAGGAAUCUUGGCAAGCUUUCUGAAGUAUUGACAGCACUCAAUGUAUCAGCAAAUCAUGGUAUCUUGUUGCAGAUUCUACGCAGGAUAAACAAUGAAUCCCAAAAUGUCUAUCCACGGGAAUUCUUGGAUGCGUUAUUCACGCUGCUCUCUUGUGUAUUGCAAAACCAACCUGGUGGUCAAAUGCUCAUGUCAGCUGGUGUCAUUCCUAUGCUUGUACAGAUAUUGGGUAACCAGCAAUGUAUACAAACAAAGUAUGUCUCCAAGAUUGUCAGUCUUUUGGAUGCCAUUGUCAAUGCCUUUUCCACAUCUUUCUCGGCAUUCGUUAAUGCAGGUGGUCUUGAUACGUUGUUGGGUCGAAUCAAGAAUGAGGUGGAAUAUUGUUUACAAUUCGAUCGAGCAGACGAUAGCAUGGAUACGAGCGAUUCGCAACCAGAUAUUCAACCAGCACCUGGCACACUUGCACCUUAUGAUCGUAUCUCAGCCAUCAAGUCCAUGCUCAAGUUUCUUUUGCGGAUGAUGGAAGCUGUUGGAACGGCAGAUGCACUUCGUAAUUUGAUUGAGACAUCAGUACCACGGUCAUUGUUGGAGAUCAUUUCACACCCAAAAGUGUUUGGUGCCAAUGUGCUUACCAUUGCCAUCAACAUUAUGACAACAUUUAUUCACAGCGAACCCACAUCCUUGUCGAUUCUUCAAGAAGCCAAAUUACCACAAGCAUUCCUCGAGACCAUUUGUGCGUAUAGUACUCCCAACAGUGAGGUGCUAUUGGCUGCUAUCAAUGGAUUUGGUGCCAUUUGCUUGAAUCCAUCGGGUCUUGAAAUGUUCAAUAAGGCCAAUCCUCUACCGCACUUUUUCGACUUGCUUACGGAUCACGAAUUCUUGCGCAACACCACCGAGGUUGACAGCUCGACAGCACUUGGAAAUACCAUGGACGAGCUCAUUCGACAUCAUCCAUCCCUCAAGCCAACGGUGUUUGAAUGUUUGUCACGCAUGAUCAAAAAGGUCAUUGAAAUGGGUAGUGAUGAAGUGGGCAAGCCCAACAAUGACAGCCAUCGUCUCAAGGUGAUGCCCAAGCCUGGUGAGCAACAAGAUGUUGAUAUGACACCUGCCAAAUCGGAGGAGAGUGGUGGUGAUACCACUACCACCCCCAGGGAGGAACCCAAAAAGGAUGAGAAGACCGAAUCUCUUUUAGUGUCAUUCAUUGACAUGGUGGCUCGAUUCCUCGAAGGUCUUUUCCAGAACCAAUCCAACAUUCGUGAAUUUGUAAAGGAAGGUGGUCCUGAAGUGCUUCUGGAAUACUACACGUUGCCUUAUUUGCCUGCUGAAUUUUCCGUCACCAUUGCAUCCGAUUCUUUGGCAUACAUCCUCAAGGUCAUUAGUGAUGUCAGCACUUUGCCAACCAUCAUGGCCAUUGCAGAAAAGGUUAAGCAGUCGAUCGCUUUCAUUACGGAGAACAAUACUUUGGGAACCGAGUGUAUGGUCAAGCCUUACAUUGACGUCAAAGAGGAUGAAACGGCCAAGAUCGAACAAGGCAAUUCACUCUUUCGACGAUUGGUGGUGCUCCAUGGCUAUGUCGGCCUGCUUUCCAAUAUUUGUUGCUCCACUGCAUUGGUGUCAUCAAGCAGAAAUGCGCUCUCUCUUGUCACCGAAUUCACCUCUGAAGAAGGAGACAACAACAUCCUCUUGCUUCUUGGUCAAUUGUACAGAACGAUGAUGUGGGAGAACUUUUUACUCAAGGAAUCCAUUCCAAGCUCGUGGUAUUCUUUCAAGUCUGCUAAAAAGUACUCAAUAUCGGGUUCAAAUCAUCCACUCGGUAUCUUUGGUGUGAGUGCUGAUGAUCCAACAUCACCCGCAGCAGCAGCAGCAGCUUCAAGUGAAGAACCCUCCUCAUCGUCAUCAUCAAAGGAGGUUACAGCAGCUACCGAUGACUCCAAGGACAAGGCUGAAAAGACACCUGAUGCUAGCGACCCAAGGAUCCAAAACGUCAAGCACUUUAAGCUUCUUCUUGGCGACAUUCCUCAGUUCCUUAUGCCAAUGUUUCAAGGUCUAGUCAAGGUGUCCAUUUCUCGCAAUGCAUCACAAGCACAAAAGACCCAGGCGUACAAGUUGUCUGAGCUGAUGACACGAUUGCUCAAGGAGAAUAUUACCUGGUUACGGGCAUCGAUGGACAAUGUACCAGCAUGCAAGUAUGAUUAUUUGCAGACAAUGUAUACCAUGGUGUCAUUGUUGCUUCUCGAUGAUCGACCCCAUGCAUCGUUACACACACCUCUCGCAUUGACGUUUGACCGACGAGGCGGUACCGAACUACUAUUGGAGGACCUUGAAGUGAUUUGGAAUCAGGUAUCCAAGGUGCAUUCGGUUGCCAAGGAGCAGCGUACCAAGGAGCAGCAAGAACUUCUCCCACGCAUGUAUGGAUCAUUGGAAAUGCUUUUGACAGUACUUGUGUACAUCAGCUCGCCCAAAUUGGUGCAUGAUUCGCCCUCUACCGCACCCAUUGUACAGCGUGAUCGCAAGUCGCCCGAUUACUUUGACCCUUAUGAGUGGAUCAUUGGCAUGCAACUCAAGUUGUCAACCGUGAAAAAGUACUUUCAAAGCCCCGACUUGGAUCAAUUCUCGAGGACGGUGUUACAUGUAUUGCUCGAUAUUGUGUUGGAGAUUCUCAAAGGGGAAGGUGAAUCAAGCCUCAAGCAUGAAUCCUUUACACCUUCAGCUUCCCAUUCGGCUGCUGCUGCUGCUGCAUUUGCAUCAUCACCCUUUGCUGCAUUACGUACCCCACCACCACCUGUCGUAGCGGAUCCUCGUGGUGUUCAAACGCUUGUGGAUAUGGGCUUUGAUCGUGCAGCUGCUGAACAAGCCAUGGUGCGAUGCAACAACCAGAUUUCGCGUGCUGUCGAUUAUCUCUUUAGCCAUCCACAGCCUGUACUUGCCAAUGCGGGUCGAAGCAGAAACACGGAUGAAGAUGGCGAGGAUGAUAAUGAUGAACCCAUGCAUGAUUCCUCGGUCCACGAUGAUGAUAGUGAUCAUGAUAGUGAACAUGAGGAAGAGGAAGAGGAUCAACCAGCUACUGAAGCGACCGAGCAACAACAGCAACCACAACAACAACAGGACAUGGAUCAAGGCGAAAGCAGUAGCAACAACAACAACAACAACAAUGGUGGCAAUAGCAGACAAGAAGAGGAGGAAAGUCAAAAGCAAAAGGAAGCCGAGUUGGUCAAGAAUGUGGAGACACUCCAAGAGAUUCGAGUCAACAUGAAGAAGGAUAUCCCACCUCUCGUCCUUGACCUUGUGGAUAAGCGAGAAGAUUUGUUAUUUGAUAUUCGUGGUUUAUUGGUGGCAUUCUGCAACAAUGAUGAUACGAAUAACAAGGUGGCAGCUGAAAUUAUGACAUUGCUCAUCUCUCGCAUCAAGGAGGUUGGCGAAAAGUCGCCUGAUUCACCUGUGCUUGGUACACGUCUACGAUUGCUCGCAUUGUUUUACAAAGAGUCCGCUAUGCAACCGGUUAUUCCUCGUAUUCCAUCGGAAUUGUCGUUCCUCUUUGAUAUGGUUAACUCGAUUGGAAGCAAUGCUGACACGCCGUUGCCACCCUGGUUCACGACCGUGUUUCUAGUGCUUGAAGCUGUUAUUUCACAAGCUGAGGAACCAAGAAAGGAGAAAUUGGUCAAGCCAUCCAACGACAAUGAUGAUUCGAUGAGCGACGUGGAAGAAGAACAACAGCAAAAGGAUGAUGAGGAAGUGGAUGACCAACCACAGCAAACAGUGAUUGAUGUCGGCCAACGGACACGUUUAUUGAACAAUUGUGUGACAUUCCUGCAAAAGAGCAAGUUGACACGUAAUGAGAUUUAUGCAAUUCUACGUGUGGUGGUACAUUUGACCAAGGAUUACGAUGCUGCAUGCAAGUUUGUUGAGUAUGGUGGAUUACCUCUCUUGUUUGCCAAACCACGUGCCAGCCUUGAUGGUAUCCAGGGACAACAAGCCUUUGUGCUAUUGAUUUUACGCCACAUUAUUGAGAGUCCAGCCUUGCUUCAAUCCACCAUGGAGGAACUGUUGACAACAUGGUUCACUGUACCACGCCCUCGUCAAAUGGAAGCCAAGGCUUUCAUUCGCACCAAUGCUCAUCUUGCCUUACGUGAUCCAAAUGCGUUCCUCAAGGCUGUAGAAAAUGUUGGUUCUCUUACCCAUUACGACAAGCAUAUGCAGAGUUACAAUGUCAAGCUACGAUCUGAAGACGACAGCAAUGAAAAUGAUCAAUCGGCCGAUAACAAAGCUACAUCAUCUUCAUCUGAUGCCGAUGUCAAUAUGGAAGCAGCAGCAGCAGUCGUACCUGAACAACAACAACCAUCUCAUGCUAAAGCAUCAUCAUCAACAACCUCCGCUGUGGUGGUGAAUCACUUGCUCAACGAAUUACUCUCCAUUCGUGCUACUAGCGAGGAACAUCAAUCGACAAAGCCCACAGAUGAAGAAAAGAAGGCUGAGAAUCAACGAUACGCAUACAUUGCAUUCUUGUUGCAGUGCUUGGUGGAAUUGGUACAAUCAUACAAGUCAUGCAAGUAUGAUAUUUAUGCAUUCGGUCGACGACGUGGAAGUAAGGAUGGUAGCACCACCACCAGCAACAAGACACGCAGCUCGAUUUUGCACAUGUUGCUCAAUGAUCUAUUGCCAUACAAUGCCAUCAAUCCCAACACUGAAGAAUCACGAAAGCAACAAGGUGUAUCCAUGUGGGCAGCAUCCUUGUUGGUGGCCAUGUGUUAUGAAACGCCAGCACCCAAGAAAACAGACAAUGGUGGUGACGAUUUGGCCCAAGUACGCAAGUACGUUUUUGACGGCAUCAUACGUUCCCUCAAGGAAACGGUGGCUUCAUCAUCGGGCACUUUGGCUGCAAAAUACGGCAAGUUUUUGGCAUUGUCGGAUUUAUGUCAUCGACUCUUGAAUGCACGUCCAAACACGCUUUCAUCCCAACGUGGUGCUGGUGCUGGUGGUGGUCCUCUUGGUUCGAGUGGUGGUUCGGGUAGUGAUGAAGAAUCGAUCAUGAGUGUUGCCAAGAUUAUGGUGGACAAGAACUUUGUGGGCUCACUGACAGCAGCUAUCAGCGAUGUUGAUAUCAACUACCCACAUGCAAAGACGGUGCUCAAUUCCAUGCUACGUCCACUUGAACAACUCACCAAACUCGCUACCAAGAUCCCUGAUGAUGCUGCAGGCUCCAAAGAAGAUGGUGACAAGAAACGUGGCGAGAUUUUAUCGUACGAUGUAUCUGCAUCCACUGAUACGGAAGCUGAAGACACACCCGACUUGUAUCGCAACUCGGCACUUGGCAUGUUUGAUGGUAGUGUGAUGGAAGAAGAUGAAAUGGAUGAGUUCGAGUCCGAGGAAGAAGAUGAAGAAACAUUUGAUGAAGAGGAAUUUGACGAUGACAGCAACAGCGAUUUAUCGGAUAUGAGCGAAGUAGACGAUGGAGAUGAGGAUGUCGAUGACGAAAUGGGUGCCAUGAUCCACCAAUUUGACACUGACAUGGAAGAAGAUGAAGAUGGUAGCGGUGAUGAAGAUGGUGAUGGUCAUGAUACGGAUCACACGGAUGGUUCAAGCGAUUACGAUGAAGAUGGCCGAGAAAUGACAUGGCGCAUUGAAGAUAUUGAGGAUGAUCCAGAUAUGCACGUUGAUGCCGAGAUCGAAGUGGAUCGUGAAGAUGUAUUUGAUUCAGCUGACGAACAUGACGGUGGUCAUCACGCCAACGAUGUCUUUGGUGAAGAUGGCCAUGUGGACGAGCUUGAGACACUGGAUCAAUCCGACUUUGAUGAAGAUGAAGAUUCUGAAAACAUUGAAGAUGCUGAAGCCGAAGCCGAUAUUAUUGAUGAUCGUGCUCUACUUGACGACAUCCAGGAUGAAAAUCCUUUCCUUGGCAAUCCUCUCAUGGGUGAUGGACUUCUUCUUGAUGAUGAUCGACGCCAUCGUUCUAUGGGAUCAUUACAUUUCCGCCGCUUUGAACGACCACACAAUCGUGGAAGACUUGUUGUUGAACCAACACCUUCACGCUCUUUCCGUGCACCAAGUGCGUUAGGCGGUCGUGGUACCGAUGCUCAAGAUGACAUGGUUGUCAACCAUCCCUUAUUGACUGAAAGCCAGCAAGCAGGAGGCCAUGAAGUCCCACCAAGCCGAUCUAUUAGCGAAUUACAGCAGCGAUCUCGAUCCACUGGUUAUAGCAAUUGGCAGGCGUUUGAGGAUAUAGUGGGUGGCAGUGCUAUGCGAUUCCUCGAGAGUUUCUUGUCACAAGCACCUAGCAAUGUUCAAUCGGGUCCUUUCCGUAUUGAUCUACAAGGCCGAGGUGGUGGCAUUACACGCACGUUUGAAUUUGAUCAUCUUCCUCAUACCCAUGGACAUCAUCAUCGACCCGCUUCAGGAGGAGGAGCAGCAACACAACAAGCUGAGUCUCAAGGCACCGAUCAAAUGCGUGAUUUGUUGACCAUUUUACAUGAUUUCCAACCCUUGGGAUCUGCUGAUCGUUGGCACCAAGAAGCACGUAUGAUGUAUGGCAGCAAUUUGAUGCCUGACAAGGCUCAACGUCUUACCAAUGCCAUGCUCAACUUGUUAUUCCCCAUCACCAUCCGCGAGCAAAAGAUUCAGCGUGAAAAGGAAGAAAAGCGACGCAAGGAACAAGAACGAAUUGAAGCUGAGGAACGUAAGAAACAAGAAGAGGAGCGUAAACGGCGUGAAGAAGAGGAACGCAAGAAAAAGGAAGAGGAAGAGCGUCGUGCUGCUGAAGAGGAGGCUGCUCGUAAUGAGCAACAACAGCAACAACAAGCUACUGGUGAUGAUGAUACUGCCAUGGAAGGGACACAAUCAUCUUCUGAACAAGCUCAAGGCUCUGAUUCGCAACAACCUACAACGAUUACGAUCCAUGGCGAAGAAGUUGAUAUCUCUGGUACUGGUAUUGAUAUUGAAUUCCUUGAAGCGUUGCCUGAGGAUUUGCGUGAAGAAGUGGUGAAUCAACACAUGCGUGAACAUCGACCUGAGACACAAGCAUCAGAGCCAGAUGCCAUCAGCCCUGAAUUUUUGGAUGCCUUACCACCUGAUAUUCGUGAAGAGGUGCUUCAUCAAGAGGCUCUUGAACGUGAUCGUCGUGAACGUCAACAACGGCAGGGUGGAGGUGGUGAAGCUGAUGGUACAGCUACUACAGCAGCUACUACAGCAACUACUACUACUGGACCUGAAGCAGGACUUGGAAGAGAAGCAAACACUUUGCAACGCUUUUUGACUGGUAUUGGUGGUCGUGCAGGUGCAUCAACACGUGAUGGUCAACAACAACAACACCAACGCAAGCAUGCUGUGCAUCGUAAUGCUGUUCAAUUGGUGGACCGUGCGCAAUUGUCGGCAUUAGCACGUCUUUUAUUUGUACCACAAACAAUUUCCAAAUCGGUGCUCAACAAGUUAUUGAUCAAUUUAUGCGAGAACAACAAGACACGCAGUGAUUUGCUAUCGUUCUUGGUGUGUGUGCUUCAUGAUGGAGGUGGUGAUCUUGCAGCUGUCGACCGUAGCUUUGCCCAAUUGUCAUUACAAGCCAAGGGUAUUUACAAGCCUGUGUCCAAGCCAAAGGGUAUUGCUGCUCCUGAUGAAAGUGUGCCCAAUUUUAUCACACAGCGAUGUCUCGAGUUCCUUAUGCAAGUCGUUCGUGCCAAUGAUCAAUCGUUGACUUAUUUCCUUGUUGAGAAUGAUUGUCUUGCCGGCCUCAAGCGUACUGGCAGCCGUAAAGGAAAAGGAAAGGAAAAGAUGACACCUUCCAGCAAGUACCCUCUGCUUGUCCUCAUGAGCUUGUUGGAUCGCAAUACUUUUAUCGACAACCCAAGCCUUAUGGAGGAGUUGAUGCAUCUCAUCACCACUAUAUGUCGUCCAUUCCCAGCACUUGUCAAGAAAUACGUUGAUAAAAUGGAGACACGACAGCAAAAGGAAGGUGGUUCAGAGGAUAGUAAAUCAGCAUCAGCAAACAAAGAGAGCACAACUACUGCUGAGGAAAGCAAAGCAACAAGCAAAAAUGGUAGUGGCCAAAAGGAGACGACGACGACUUCUUCAUCAUCAUCGACAGAUCGCCCUACACCUAAACCACCCACCAUUCCAGAUCAUUACUUGAAGCAAGUGGUCCAUGUGUUGACAUCGGGUGAAUGUUCCAGCAAGACCUUCCAAUACACAUUGAGCGCAUUAUCCCAUUUAUCGUCCUUGGAUGGUGCACAGCAAACUAUCACUUUGGAGCUUGUUCAAGAUGCCCAAGAUUCUGGCAAACACAUUCUUAAGGACCUUGGUGAAUUGCUACAUAUUCUCGAUAAUGCUAUGGCGGGUGCAGAAAUCCAGGGAUCAGCACUUGGUCCUUUCUCAGCAGCAUCCUCGCAUCAGGCCAAGUUGUUGCGUGUUCUAAAGACAAUCGAUUACUUGUACUCACCCAAGACUGCCAAUACCGGUGCACCCAAACCAAAUGAGAACAAUGAGGAUGAACAAGCAAAGAAUGAGAAACGCGUGCUCGAGAUCUAUAGUGAACUCAAGUUCCUUCCACUAUGGAAAAUGCUUGGUCGAUGUCUUGCUGUUAUUCACGAGAAGGAUGAUCUUAUCAACGUUGCCACUGUUUUAUUACCAUUGAUCGAGGCCUUCAUGGUGGUAUCCAAGUACAGCACUGAAAAGACGGCUGAAAAGACGACUGAAAAGAACAAUGCUGAGAUCCAGACACCCACCGAGAAUGAAAAGGAUGAAGACUUUUUCUUUGCAUUUACGGAGGAACAUAAAAAGGUGCUCAACAUUAUGGUGCGAAACAACCCAUCCUUGAUGAUUGGAUCAUUCUCAUUGUUGGUACGCAAUCCCAAGAUGCUCGAGUUCGACAACAAGCGCAACUACUUUGUGCAGCAAUUACAUAAGCGCCAUGGUGAACGUCGUAUGUAUGCACCAUUACAAUUGAACGUGCGUCGACAAUAUGUAUUUGAAGAUUCGUAUCACCAGCUGUUGGGUCGCACGGGAGAUGAGAUCAAGUACGGCAAGUUGAGUGUACGCUUUUAUGACGAAGAAGGUGUGGAUGCUGGUGGUGUGGCACGUGAAUGGUUCUCGGUGUUAUCGCGUCAAAUGUUCGAUCCAAACUAUGCAUUAUUCAUCACAUCAGCUGCUGACAAGCUUACAUACCAACCCAAUCGAGCAUCAGCUAUCAAUCCGGACCAUCUCAGCUACCUCAAAUUUGUGGGACGUGUCAUUGGCAAGGCUAUUUACGAUGGCCGACUUAUGGAUGCAUACUUUACACGUUCAUUUUACAAGCACAUUCUCAAUCGAUCCGUUGACUAUCGUGAUGUUGAGGCCAUUGAUCCAGAGUAUUACAAGAGUUUGGUGUGGAUGUUGGAGAACGAUAUUACCGAUGUCAUUGAUUUGACCUUCAGCAUUGAGACCGAUGACUUUGGUACUACCAAGGAGAUUGAUCUUAAACCAGGCGGUCGUGACAUUCCAGUGACUGAAGAAAACAAGCAUGAGUAUGUGGCAUUGGUGACCGAGCAAAAGUUGACGCUUGCUAUCAAGGACCAAAUCAAUGCUUUCUUGCAAGGUUUCCAUGAUAUUAUCCCGCCGUCGCUUAUUCAAAUCUUCAAUGAACAAGAGCUUGAGUUGCUCAUUUCUGGUUUACCGGAUAUUGAUAUCGAUGACUGGAAAGCCAACACGGAGUAUCAAGGAGGCUAUUCACAAGGCUCACCACAAAUCCAAUGGUUCUGGCGGGCUGUACGUAGCUUUGAUCAAGAAGAACGAGCCAAAUUGCUUCAAUUUGCCACUGGUACUUCCAAGGUGCCCCUUGAAGGUUUCUCCCAGCUACAAGGAUCAGGUGGUAUUCAACGAUUCCAAAUUCACAAGGACUAUGGUGGUGAUUCUCGUCUCCCAUCGGCACAUACUUGCUUUAACCAAAUCGAUUUGCCGGAAUAUGAUGCAUACGAGACCCUUCGCUCUAGCUUGUUCAAGGCCAUCAAUGAAUGCUCAACCGGCUUUGGUUUCAUAUAG
Lichtheimia ornata is the source of this 11031-nucleotide messenger RNA. RefSeq lists its product as uncharacterized. The record is from RefSeq and is a predicted model, not a curated record. Gene Ontology annotation, biological process: proteasome-mediated ubiquitin-dependent protein catabolic process; positive regulation of protein catabolic process; protein polyubiquitination. Gene Ontology annotation, molecular function: ubiquitin-protein transferase activity; protein binding. Lineage: Eukaryota; Fungi; Mucoromycota; Mucoromycetes; Mucorales; Lichtheimiaceae. Bases 1 to 11031 code for a protein of 3676 amino acids. The transcript is spliced from 19 exons.